Messenger RNA from Aspergillus nidulans FGSC A4, 339 nucleotides. RefSeq lists its product as uncharacterized. Lineage: Eukaryota; Fungi; Ascomycota; Eurotiomycetes; Eurotiales; Aspergillaceae. The record is from RefSeq and is a predicted model, not a curated record. The coding region runs from base 1 to 339 and encodes 112 amino acids. The transcript is spliced from 3 exons.
AUGGCGCGUGGAAGCGGCAAUGGCAGCAAUGGAGCAGCUGGCGCGAAGGGCAAGGGGUCUAAGGAGAAUGAUAAAACUAUGGAGAAGGAUACUCUCGCCAAAACCAACAAGGGUCGUAAGGCGGGAAUCAAACAAUCCAUGUCUGAGGACUACCUCUGGCCUGUGUCUCUAUAUCUUCAUGACAAACUAGAUGCUGAGUCAUUAACUGCACUUCGGGCCAAUCAUGAUAAAGUCUCAAAGUCCGAUACAAAUGGAGACCUUCUUGUUCGCGUGCUCUAUCUGCUGGAACAAAAGUCCAUGGCUGACCGUGCUACACUCCUGGAAGGUCAAAGAAGAUGA